This is a messenger RNA of Torulaspora globosa, 645 nucleotides long. RefSeq names its product Rts3p (gene RTS3). The record is from RefSeq and is a predicted model, not a curated record. Bases 1 to 645 code for a protein of 214 amino acids. Lineage: Eukaryota; Fungi; Ascomycota; Saccharomycetes; Saccharomycetales; Saccharomycetaceae. The transcript has a single exon.
AUGCGGCGGAAUAGAUCUGUCGAGUCAAUUGAGACAGAGUACGACACUAGGAGGUCUAAGCAAUUUGGAUCUCAUCUGCAACCGAUGUCAGCACACCGCACAGUUCACCAGAGGAAGCUGUCAUGCGAGGAGAUCAUUAAUGAGAUGGAGAAAGAGCAGGAUGCCAUGGUAGUCCGAUUGCUUCGAGAAGUGGAACGAUUGAGAGAGGAAAACGUGUUCCUGCGGAAACAGCUGGCUCACUCAUCGAGGAGCAGCAGCGAGAGGGAUCUCAAUUAUGCAGAUGAAUACGCUUCGAACUACCAUUACAGCCUUUCGGAGGCCUCUUCAUCGCCCAGAAAUUCGCUGGCGUCGAGGGGAAGUAGACCAAGUCUUGUAGCUGUCGGUUCCGCAAACCACACCUUUCCUGCGGAGUCUUCCAUGUCCAGCCAGUCGCUUCAGAGGGAACGAGGGUCAAACUCGGCUACUUCAGGCGGUUCUUCCAGCGUUCUGCUCAGCGAGGGCACAGAGAGACGCAGCGUGACAGAUAUCGACCCUAGAGUGAAAAUACCCCGAGGUUGGGCACUGUCCGUAGAUCCAGCAGCCCGUCUUGCGGACGAGCGUGGUGUUGAUACGACAAGGAAACUACAGGAAUAUAAGCUUAGAUGA